AGCCAUAGCUGGAGGUUGCUCUUGUGCCAAUGACCUUUCCCAAUUCCUCCAAUAUCACAGAAGACAAGAUGUGUGAAGGGAACAAGACCACCAUGGCCAGCCCUCAGCUGAUGCCCUUGGUAGUGGUCCUGAGCACCAUCUCCUUGGUCACAGUGGGCCUCAACCUGUUGGUCCUAUAUGCUGUGCGGAGUGAGCGAAAGUUACACACUGUGGGGAACCUGUACAUCGUUAGCCUCUCGGUGGCAGACCUGAUUGUGGGAGCUGUUGUCAUGCCCAUGAACAUCCUCUACCUCUUCAUGUCCAAGUGGUCCCUGGGCUGGUCACUCUGCCGCUUUUGGCUUUCCAUGGACUAUGUGGCCAGCACAGCGUCCAUUUUCAGCGUCUUCAUCUUGUGCAUUGAUCGCUACCGCUCUGUUCGGCAUCCCCUCAGGUACCUGAGGUAUCGCACCAAGACCCGAGCAUCAGCCACCAUCUUGGGGGCCUGGUUUCUCUCCUUCCUUUGGGUCAUUCCAAUUCUGGGCUGGCAUUACUUCAUGCCGGGGACACCAGAGCAGCAGAAGGACAAGUGUGAGACGGACUUCUAUGAUGUCACCUGGUUCAAGAUCAUGACAGCCAUCAUCAACUUCUACCUGCCCACCUUGCUCAUGCUCUGGUUCUAUGCCAGAAUCUACAAGGCUGUACAGCAGCACUGUCAGCACCGGGAACUUAUCAAUGGAUCCUUGCCUUCCUUCUCUGAAAUUAAGCUGAAGCCAGAGAACCCCACAGUGGGGGCCAAGAGACCAAGGAAAAAGUCUCUCUGGGACAUUCUGAAAAGGAAACCAAAAGUUGCUGGUGGUGGACCUGUCUUGAAGCCACCAUCCCAAGAGGCAAAGGAGAUGAAAUCCUCAGAUGUCUGCAGCCAAAAGGAGGAUGAAGAGGAGGACAAGCUCCAUUCUGUCUCACUUAAUGUUGUGCAAACACAGACUGAGGCAGAGGAGAAUGGCAGGGACUAUGUAGCCAUCAACAAGAGCCUGACCCAGCUUGAGAUAAAUGAGCAGGACCUGACCAUGCACGGAGCCAGAGAGAUAUCAGAGGAUCAGAUCCAAGAUGAUUGCCAGUCCUUCUCUCCGACAGACUCAGACACCCCUCCAGAGUCAGCAUUAGGGAAAGACAAAAAAAAAAGUGUGUCUAGUGCAGGCCUCAAUUAUAUCAAGUUAACUUGGAAGAAGCUCCGCUCACAUUCGAGACAGUAUAUGUCUGGGUUGCAUGUGAACCGAGAACGGAAGGCUGCCAAACAAUUGGGUUUUAUCAUGGCAGCCUUUAUCCUUUGCUGGAUUCCUUACUUCAUCUUCUUUAUGGUUAUUGCCUUCUGCAAGAGUUGUUGCAAUGAACAUGUGCACAUGUUCACCAUCUGGCUGGGCUACAUCAACUCCACACUGAACCCCCUCAUCUAUCCUUUGUGCAAUGAGAACUUCAAGAAGGCAUUCAAGAAAAUUCUGCACAUUCGCUCCUAAGGGAGGCAACAGUGGAGGUGCAACAAACUGUUGCUUAGGAUGUCCUUGAAGAAAACUGAGGGUGAAGGCCUGCGAAUUGCCAGGUACCUGGGCUUUCUGGAAUCAGAAGAACAGCCUUAGGGGCUGGGUUGUUUGGAAAGAUCUUAGGCACUACUGGAAGAACUGUAGAUGGCAGCGGUCAGCAGAGAAAGUACUCUGAGUAUGAAGUAGAGCAUUUCCAAGAGAAGCGAAACUGAAUGACUGUUCCUACUCCUCAGGAAAUGUGGGAGCCCCAGACUCUCAUUUUAAUUCAAGCUUCCAGACUUGAAUUAACUGGCAAUUGAAGGGACACAUGGGUAGAGUUCCCCUGGAGAAUCAGACAGAACUCUAGAGACCUCCUGGAAUGGAGCUAUAUGACUAUGCAGAGACCUUAC
Pteronotus mesoamericanus is the source of this 1906-nucleotide messenger RNA. It is a transcript of the gene HRH1, whose product is annotated as histamine receptor H1. The coding region runs from base 30 to 1493 and encodes 487 amino acids. The transcript has a single exon. NCBI's taxonomy places the organism in Eukaryota, Metazoa, Chordata, Mammalia, Chiroptera, Mormoopidae. Gene Ontology annotation, cellular component: plasma membrane; dendrite. Gene Ontology annotation, biological process: chemical synaptic transmission; positive regulation of vasoconstriction; regulation of vascular permeability. The record is from RefSeq and is a predicted model, not a curated record. Gene Ontology annotation, molecular function: G protein-coupled serotonin receptor activity; neurotransmitter receptor activity; histamine receptor activity.